AGUCCAUGCCGACAAUUUAGUCCGAGACUUGAUUUUCAAUGUCGGAGCACUAGGCCACAUAUAGAUUAGCACUCCGGUCAACACCCCGAUCGAUUGAAUCCAUGGGUACAUAUACUAAUAUCAACUGAUACAAAGGUCAUCACAUUUAUUUCUCAUGCAAAGCCUUCCAAUAUUUGCCCUAUUGACAGUCAAACCUAGACAUGACCGACAGAGUUCGCCGCAAUGGACAGCCUUCGUCGUGUGAGCCUUGCCGACGGUCGAAGCUUCGUUGCGAUCAUGCAAGGCCACAUUGUACUCGUUGCGUGCGCCGCAACUUUACACGACAGUGCUUUUACCACCCAUCGCCGAUGACACGAAGUGCAGACUCCUAUACUGAAGCGUUGCUUACACCGCAAAGCGCGAGACAAAUUGACACUGCCACUACCCCCUCAGUGUGCGCAUCAUUUAUGCCGGCUGAAAACCCAUCAGUGGCCGACUAUGACCGCGGGACUGGCCUGGUAACCAUGCAUAAUCCUUUGAUGCCGUUCGCAGACUCCAAUGGCAGCCACCCGCACCGCACGUUCGCAUACUUGACUCGAACAAGCGUAUUCACACCUAAACGAACCUACCCGGUGACACCAGCUGCGAUUUCAGAAGGAGUGGAGGUUCUGCGAUCCCUUCUUGAAUUCAACGCGGACUUCUCUGAAAUUAUCAGGGACCAGGACGAGAACGAUAUAGGUGAACCAUGUGGCUCACUCUUUUUCAAAGCAGCAUGGAAAGCGACACAAAGUACCCUACAAGAGCUAGGGACUCGACCCCCUUUGGAUCAGCUAACAAGCACAGCUAUAGCAAUCUUUGAACAGACUGCGUGCCCGCUCGAGUUGCCUAUAUCGGCGGAGAAUGGUGCUCUCGAGCUGGCCCUUUCAGGGCAUCGCUUACGCUGGGAGACCAUUGGCAUGUGUUUCAUACGCAUUGGGUUAUUCAGCGCAACUGUGAGAACCAAUGGCCAAGUCUUCUAUGGCCGUGGACCGUCAAAUUUCGACCGCCAAAGAACUAUGCUUAUCGCGUUCAACGCUUGCAUGCAAACACUGGCAUUCUGCGAUCAGGUCGAGCAGACGAACGACUUAACGUUAUGGUUAUUGACAUCGCUAUUGAUCCAUGCCACCUGGUGCUUUGGGGACGAUUCUUCCCGUGCUUGGCGCUUAAUGGGCGACUUAGCAUCAGCUAUUGCCGCUCUUGGCUUCCAUAAAGGGUUCAAACGUGGAGAAUCAGGACCCCCAUAUUUGGUAGAGCUUCGCAAAAGAGUCAUAGCUCUUGCCCAUGAGCGUGACAAGGAGCUUGCGACCUUUGUUGGUCGGCCGCCCCGUCUUAGUCGAAGGUAUUAUGUAGUAGACCUACCACUUGACUUGCCAGAUGCAAUUAUUGCAGGCCCCGUCGAGCAUUUCGAAGCUGCUAGAGCCGAACUUGAUGAGAAUGGCUGGAGUGGAGAUGUUAUGGUUAAUCCAGUUUCACGUCUUCGAGCCAUUCUACUACUAAGUAUGAUCCGCGAAGAGGUCUUAGAGCUAUCACUUGGUCCACCAAUGCCGAAUAUCGCCCAACAAGCUAGACAAAUAUUAUCGAAAUUAAAUUCUACUUGGGAAUCAAUCCCUCACAAGCAAUACGAACAGUCAAUGUUUGACACUAUGCUACCGAGUGCUAUCUGGGUGGUUAUAGGACCUCGACUUGAAUAUCUUUAUUCCAAGUUCCUCCUCCAUAAGCUGCUUAUUAGUCAAAACGAGGGCAAUCGCGAUAAGAUGAUCUGGACGUCGCACGAAAUUCUUCAUUUAGCGCUGUCGCUUUUGAAGAAGAACGAUGUGAUAGCUACGCCAAAUCUGGAAGGGACAAUGGUGUUUUACGCAAUGCCAUGCGCGAGCGUUCUUAUCUUAGAGCUAUUUCGACAGAAUCGCCAGCCUCAUCGGUCUGCGACGCUCAAUCGGUCGACUUUAAUUCAAGACAUAAGCGUACUCAUCUCGUGCUGUGACUCGCUAGCCAUAUCUGGACAGAGCAACUAUCAGAUCUGUAAACAAGCGCAGAUAGUUUUCUCGCGAUGCUUAGACCAAAUUUUGAAUCAGACUGCAACGUCUUCUCACGACUUAACGAGCGAGCCUGGAGGAACAGAAGUACAAGAACCUUUCUCUUUAGGUUCGAUGGACUUCGGUCUAACGGAACUGUAUCGCCAAGACCCAGAAUGGUCCAUGUGGCUCGAGUCUUUCGACUUAUAUGAAACAUGAUGAUGACAUGGUCACCUGAUCUAGCACCGUUAGAUAGUUCGAGAUAGCUUUCUUUCUCUCUUCUUCCCCCGAGGGUGUCAGCGACAUAGAUGUUCAAACAGUCAAUAGAUAGAUGUAGAUUAUGUGGAAGCUACAUGAGAAGUUUUGUAUGGUAUUUUGUACCUUCUAUUGGACCGCGAUAGGCCACCAGUGAUUGUUUUAUAUGGCCGGGAAGUUUUAAUUUUCAAUUUCCCCUGCCUCAUUUGUAGCCUUCCUUCCCAAUAUCAUUCAC
Molecule: messenger RNA, 2520 nt
Organism: Talaromyces proteolyticus
Lineage: Eukaryota; Fungi; Ascomycota; Eurotiomycetes; Eurotiales; Trichocomaceae
Exons: 4
Coding region: 201-2249 (682 amino acids)
Biological process (GO): regulation of DNA-templated transcription
Cellular component (GO): nucleus
Molecular function (GO): DNA-binding transcription factor activity, RNA polymerase II-specific; zinc ion binding
Source: RefSeq, a predicted model, not a curated record